This is a messenger RNA of Coffea eugenioides, 1946 nucleotides long. RefSeq lists its product as uncharacterized. Gene Ontology annotation, biological process: regulation of DNA-templated transcription. The coding region runs from base 175 to 1644 and encodes 489 amino acids. The transcript is spliced from 9 exons. NCBI's taxonomy places the organism in Eukaryota, Viridiplantae, Streptophyta, Magnoliopsida, Gentianales, Rubiaceae. The record is from RefSeq and is a predicted model, not a curated record. Gene Ontology annotation, cellular component: nucleus.
UCAAUUAAUCAAUCAUACAAAACCCUCGCUUUUCACUGGAAAUUUUCCAAAAAAUUGUGAAUUUUUUUUCUUUUGGGGCAAUUCUAACUCGGAUAAUUCAAUCAAAUCCCUAAUUUUCUUCUCCUUCAAUUUCGAUUUCGGCUCUUUCGAUUUCAGCUCUGAUAAAUUUCGGCCAUGGCUUCGCAUCAGAAGAAAGAAUCCAUUGCUUUACUCUCCAUAUACGGCGACGAAGAUGACGAGGAAAUGGAAGAAGCUGAAGCCGAAGCCGAAACCGAAGCCAAAACCGAAGAAGAAGCUGAACAACAACCAUUUCAGAUACUUCAAGUGGAACAAGAACGAGGAGAAGAGUUUUCCGUAACAGAAAACCCCAGCACCAUUGUCAUACGAGAGAAUACUAGUACUACAAUUGUAGCUUCGGACUUAGUAGUAGAAGAACAAGAGCGGCAUGAGCAGCAACAACGAGUAGGAGAAGAUAAUGUUACCCCUGGCAGGGGGGUAUUUGGGGGUUUAGGAGGGUCAGCAUCCGCCACGCCGCAGGGUUCAGCUUCUUCACCUGGGCGGCGAAGGAAGGAGAGGAUAACGAUUGUGGAUUACGGGCAUGAUGAGGCCGCGAUGUCUCCUGAGCCAGAGGAAGGGGAGAUAAUGGUGGGUCUAAAUUCGAUGGAAGUGGAGGGUGCCGCACUGGUUAAUGGUAACUUUCAAGUGAAGACAGUCCAGGUGUUGACACCUGGUGACCGAGCGACUCCUCCCCAAGUAUCUGAUCCAUAUGAUCAGGCAGAGAUGGAUACGAGCAACCCUGCUGUAGUUGGAUCAGAAUCAGCCGAGGCUGCGGAUGCAGAUGUGGUUCCUUCAAAGGAGGCAGAAGAUAUUGAUCUAUUAAAUAAUUUUUUACCACGGCCACCGGAGGCUAAGUGCUCAGAUGAACUGCAAGAGAAGAUAAGUAAAUUUCUUCGAUUGAAGAAGAUUAAAAGCUAUAAUGCAGAAGUGCGCAACAGAAAAGAAUAUCGGAACCCUGACUUCUUACGGCAUGCCAUGAUAUAUCUUGACAUUGAUGAGAUUGGAUCUUGUUUUAGCAAGGAUGUCUUUGAUCCCCAUGGAUAUAAUCAAAGUGACUUUUAUGAUGAAAUAGAGCUUGAUAUGAGGCGAGAAAUGGAGAGGAAGGAGCAAGAAAGAAAGAGAAGCCCAAAAAUAGAUUUUUUGUCUGCAGGCACACAACCAGGAGCAGUUCCAACUCCCAAAAUCAAUUUGCCAAUUUCAGUUGCACCUGGAACUGGAUUGAAUACAGUAACUGCUGCGGUGGACACUUUAGCUCGGGAUGGCCGACAGAACAAGAAAUCCAAGUGGGAUAAGGUGGAUGGUGAUAGAUUUAAUCUUGUGCCGACUGUUGGGCAGGAUGCUGUGUCUGCUGUUGCAACACAUGCUAGUUUUCUGUCCGCUGCUAAUGCUGGUACUGGAUAUUCUGCCUACGCAUAUGCUGUGCGAGUCUCAGAUCAAAUAGUGGUAUUGGAGAAGCAUCUUUUUUUGGUGCUGCUAGAGACAUGUAUGGGAGGCAGCCAACAAAGACGACGGGAGGCAGAAGAUAAACGUUCAAGUGAUAAGAAAUCUGACAGAUCUAGUGACAAGAAAUCAGAUAGAAGGACUUGAUUAGUUCAGCUUGCACAAUUGACAAGGAAGCUAUCAGCCUGUGAGAUCCAUCAAGAUGAAGAUAGAAUGUGGCUCCACCACAUUUCUAGGCUGUAUUUGUUUCUAGAUCUUACCAAUUUGUAUAUGAAUGAAUAUAGGGAGAGCCGGUUUUCAUGUCAGCCUUUGCUAAAUCAGAAAUUUUGAUGAGAACGGUUGUCUGCAAAGCUUGCUCCGUUCUUGCAGCAAAUUGAGUGUAACUAAAUUUUGAUGGAAGCUGCUGUAUUAUAGAAAUCCUGGUUGCUUUAUCAUGCCUACUUUUUCCC